Molecule: messenger RNA, 342 nt
Organism: Microdochium trichocladiopsis
Lineage: Eukaryota; Fungi; Ascomycota; Sordariomycetes; Xylariales; Microdochiaceae
Product: putative thioredoxin
Exons: 2
Coding region: 1-342 (113 amino acids)
Molecular function (GO): protein-disulfide reductase activity
Source: RefSeq, a predicted model, not a curated record
AUGCUUAGACUAACUCGUGGUAUCUUUCCCACAAACAGCGUCGAGGCCUGGAAGGAGGCUCUCGAGAAGAACAAGGUCGUCAUGCUCGACUGCUUCGCCACCUGGUGCGGUCCUUGCAAGGCCAUUGCUCCCAUCCUCGCCAAGCACUCCAACGACGAGCAGUUCAAGGACGUCUUCUUCGCCAAGAUUGACGUCGACCAGCUCCCCGACCUCGCGCAGGAUCUCAGCAUCCGCGCCAUGCCCACCUUCAAGAUCUUCACCAACGGCGAGCAGACGGAUGAGCUCGUCGGCGCCAACCCCAACGCCCUCCAGGCCCUCCUCGUCAAGGCCACCGGCGCUUAG